GGCGAAGUCGCACAAUUCCACUUCUGGAGAGCAUCCAACCCGCGAAGCGAUCUCCGACUUGGCCGGCGCGCGAAGGAAGUACACACCUCCCCCAUCAUGUUGAAAGCAGGAUGCGUCUUGCUUGCAGGCCUAGGAGUUGUGGCGGUGCAAGCCACGCCGGCGUCGCCCGCGCUCAAAUGCGCGCUGAGUGUCACGACGUCGCAAUUGUGCCUUGCAUGUCAAACGUUGGACCCGAUCUGCACCCCCCGCACCAACACAAUCACCGUGAACGUUGUCGAGGCAGCUCUGCCCAAACUAUGUGCGGAGCCGCUGACGUGCACGUAUGAGAUCCCGACCAACUACAUGUCGAGGCUCACGUGCUCAGACCCGUCCAACCUCGUCUCGACCUUGUACACCAUCACAUAUCCUUCCCCACCACAAGCAAAUAUCGACAUGAAUGUUCAUAUUCCAUAAUAGGGUCUUCCGACGAGCGUACGCACAAGGGAAGGUGUACUGGCUCCUCAACAACUCGACGUUUGCGUCCAUGAAUGGCCUGGCCAACUUGCGGUUUCACGGCGGCCGACCGAGCAGCAUGGCAGGGAAGGACGACCCGCAGGUCGACUACUUUGUCGUCGACUUGAACGAGUACGCGUACCUGCCCAAGUCGCUGUCCGAGCUGACACUUAGCAACACAUACACGUCCAGCUUGAACCUAACGUCGAACUCUCAAUUGAUGACGUUGUACGCUCGUCACUUGUCCUUCAACAUCCAUCCAUCCAUCGCAUUGUCUUCAUGUGGCGUACGUAGGAACGUCCAAGGAAGCCUCAUGACUCGGCUGCCUCCCACUGGCAUCUCGUCCUUGUCGACGCUGAGCUACAACAGCAUCGACGUGUGGCCAUUCCCUUCCGAAGUCCUCGACAUGGACAACCUCGCCACCAUUGACCUCUCGCACAAUGAAUUUAUCAAUCCCAACUUCAUCUCAGACGCUCAAUUCCAAAAGUUCAACGACUUCGUCAACACAACCAAACUGUCGAUGCAUAGCACGGUAUUCCAAGACUGUCCGCCCGCGUACAUGUCGAAAUUUUGCCGCAAUUACAAGUCGCCGUUGACAGCGGCCAUCCCCAUCAGCCCGGGCCCGUCGGCUAGCGCCAUCACAACCCUCGUCGUUGUCAGCUGCAUCGCAUCGCUACUCGUGCUCGUGGCUAUCGUCGUACAUCGUCGCAGCCGCCACGCCACCGACAUGUCGCCAGGCGCACUCAACUCGAACUCACCAGACGACGACUUUUAUGGCAUCGACGAAGUGUAUGCGACAACGCAAACCAUGUCCAAGUUCAAGACGGCGGGCGCGAACGACGCAUCGCUGACCAAGAUCCCCGCGGCGGACGUCCAGCUGGCGCGGUGCCUUGGCGGGGACAUCUGGAUGGGCGAGAUGGAGACUGCGAACGUGCGCAUUGUGCUGCGCCGCGCCCCGCGGUUUGCCGGGGACCACGUCACAGACAGCUUCUUCCAGGGGGUCAAGGAGAUGGCGCGGCUGAGUCAUCCCAACCUUGUCACAUAUAUGGGCGUAACGUGUCUCAGCGGCACGGAUAUUUACGCGGUCGCCGAGUUUAUGGACAAGGGCAGCCUCAUCUCAGUGUACCAGGCGAUGCCGCUGACAUGGGAAGUCCAGCUGGACAUGGCCACCGACGUCGUCGAAGCCAUCCACUACCUGCACACGCUCAUGCCGAUCCCCGUGCCCGUGGAACACCUCCGCAGCUCCAACAUCCUCGUCUCAUCUUCGUUUGCAUGCAAACUCAAUAUCUUUAACUUCAUGGCGUCGUACAAGGCAAGUACCAUGUGCAAGGAAAUGUAUGGCAACAACCAGCUCGCGUGGCGGGCCCCCGAAGUGCUCAAGAACGAAAUGCACAACUUUCUAGCCGCCGACAUGUACUCGCUGGGGGUGGUGCUCGCCGAAAUUGGUACUGCCACACGGCCGUUUGAUCGAGAAAUCAGCGAGGUGGGGACAGUACACACCGACGUGUGGAUGGUGGACAGCGUGAUGGCGGGCAAGGGGGUGCCGCUGCCGUACGAUCCCAAGAGCUCGAAAUGGAUGGUUCUGCCGGAAGAGUUUCAGAAGCUCGUGCACGCGUGCCUGCACUUGAACCCGACCAAGCGACCCAACUCUGGCAUUGUACUGCAGCGCCUCAAGACACUCAAGAUGGAAGGCAUCGAAUUGUAGACACACACACCAUAUGUGUGACACCGUUCGCAGAGAGUGUGUGUAUAUAUAUGUAUGUACAAUGUA
Molecule: messenger RNA, 2263 nt
Organism: Aphanomyces astaci
Lineage: Eukaryota; Oomycota; Saprolegniomycetes; Saprolegniales; Verrucalvaceae
Product: TKL protein kinase, variant 2
Exons: 7
Coding region: 437-2197 (586 amino acids)
Biological process (GO): protein phosphorylation
Molecular function (GO): ATP binding; protein kinase activity
Source: RefSeq, a predicted model, not a curated record